Molecule: messenger RNA, 1329 nt
Organism: Syngnathus typhle (broad-nosed pipefish)
Lineage: Eukaryota; Metazoa; Chordata; Actinopteri; Syngnathiformes; Syngnathidae
Product: growth hormone secretagogue receptor type 1-like
Exons: 5
Coding region: 1-1329 (442 amino acids)
Biological process (GO): hormone-mediated signaling pathway; G protein-coupled receptor signaling pathway
Cellular component (GO): plasma membrane
Molecular function (GO): growth hormone secretagogue receptor activity
Source: RefSeq, a predicted model, not a curated record
AUGGAUCUAAUGAUGUUGGAGGACAUGGGCAGUGGCUGUGAAGAUGAUAACUGUGGCCUAGCGUCAGGUUUUCUGGAGGACUGUCCCAACCAAAAUUGUGAUUGGAAUCAACCUGUCUUUGGAUUCACAGCGCUAGUGUGCGUGACUAUCAUCUACAUUCCCGUGCUGCUCCUUGGUCUUCUGGGAAACGUCCUAACAAUUCUAGUGGUUUGGCUACGACCGCACAUGAGAAGUUCUACCUACUUGUACCUGAGUAGCAUGGCUGUUAGCGAUCUGAUGAUUCUCCUACUCCUACCUCUGGAUCUCUAUAAGCUAUGGAGACCCAGACCCUGGCUCUUUGGAGACCUUGCCUGUAAGAUGACCAUGUUUCUCUCCGAGUGUUGCACCUUCUGCACCAUCCUCCACAUCACCUUCCUGUCUUUGGAGAGAUAUGUGGCAGUCUGCUGGCCAAUUAUAGCAAAGACCUUGGUGACACGUCGCAGAACCAAAGCUCUGAUUGGCUGCCUGUGGCUGGGUGCAGCAGUCAGUGCAGCACCUGUGUUGGUGAUGGUUGGCGUUGAGGAAGUUGGGCAAGAAGAUCUCAGGGUUAAUGGCUGGAGGGAGAAUGGAAGGUGGAUGGGCGAGGAUGGACAAGCCGUGGGCUUUGCAAUGGAUGGAGAUGAAGAAACCCAUCAUUCAUUUGAAGGAGAACUAGAUGAUCUAAAAUGGGGAGAAGAAGCAAGACAGUUGAAGUUGUUUAAGGAGGAAGAAUCUGGAAUGGAAGUAAGAGACGAGCAAAACAAAACACGUGAAAUCAUAAACAAAAAACAAGAGGACGUAAAGGAAGUUUACGGAGAUCAGCAAAAGAAGAGAAAAGCAGAUGAAGGAGGAGGAGGAUGGGAAGCCAAUGCUGCACACCGGACGUGGAUUGAUAGAAGAGAGUGUCGUUGCACUCAGUACGCCAUUUCCUCUGGCCUACUUUCAGCCAUGAUGAUUCUAUCCAACCUCUACUUUCUGGUUCCGGUCUGCAUUCUCGGCCUGGUUUACGGGUUGAUUGGAAGAACACUUUGGCUCCGCCCCCAGAGCAGCCGCAGAGACCAAAGUCAUCGUCAUACCGUCAAAAUGCUCGGAGUGAUCGUGAUGGCGUUUGUCCUGUGCUGGCUACCUUUUCACGUUGAUCGGACCAUCUUUGUUUUCUCUCUGGGCACCGGCAUGGACCAGCCGACUGUCAACACCGACGAAUCCAUCAACAAUCUUCAGAAUGGCAAGUUUGGAAAACACAACGGCCUCAGGCUAAGGACAAUUGAUUGGAUUGGAUUUGUAAACCAGGCUCUUCCUGACAUGAGUUGA